Xylaria bambusicola is the source of this 2922-nucleotide messenger RNA. Its product is annotated as mitochondrial ATPase expression-domain-containing protein. Bases 132 to 2417 code for a protein of 761 amino acids. Lineage: Eukaryota; Fungi; Ascomycota; Sordariomycetes; Xylariales; Xylariaceae. The transcript has a single exon. The record is from RefSeq and is a predicted model, not a curated record.
CCCAUACCUACCUACCUUCAUCAUACGUUUCCAACUCACAACUCACCCAGGAUGUGGAGGUGAACAUCUCCUGAGCACCUCGCUCUCAAUCAAUCAUGUCAUCACAAACCUAGGUAGCUUUGAAUGUCAUCAUGCUGUCAAUUAAUUCGGCCAUCGAGAGUCCCGGUUGCCGUGUCCGUGUCCUGCUUCAGCGCGCCCCUAGGGGAACGCCCUCGAGUACUCUGACUCUCCGGCUUCGUCGAUGUUACCACCAUCCAAGGCUCUGUCGUCCGCCCACCGCUUGUUCUUCACCACUACAUGUCCCGCAAAGCGUCUGCUCUUCUGCUAGUUUGUACCCCAGCUUCAAUCGUCCCCAGGGCUUUCGCCUAGCCACGACGAGUGUCUUGCCCCCGCUUUCGUCCCUCUCACACGAGGCUGUCGUCCAUGUCCAAUCCCUCCUGGUCGCGCGCUCGAAUACCAACGUUUUGCAUAACGCCGACCACCCCAAUCGCUCGAAUGUCUUCGAUGUGGAUGCUGGCGAUGGCCAAAUACCGAUGCCAACUCCAACUUCAGCUCCCUACGAGUCCAGCACCCAGUCUGCGGACCCGUUUCGAGAGGUUCUAAUAUCGAUACGCGAGGGAGACACUCGUAAGGCCCUGUCCCAAUUACAUGUGAUAGAAGAGAUGAGCCGAGAGGAGAUUCGAGAUGCUGUCGCGGCUCUUCCCCGAACCACUUUCACAGAGUUCUUUAUGGCCCUUGACCCUCUGCGUGUUGCUCGCGACUGUGAUUCGCUAGGCAACUACCACAUUUCGGUAGGCAUGUACCAACUGCUGAACAUGACAUCAAUCCUCGAUGAUUACGGUGUGCGGAAGCUCUAUACGAACCUUUUGCAGCGCUUUCUAAUACUCAUGAGUGCCCUCAAAGCUGCUGGCCACACUCUACACCUGAAGGAGUACAUCGCAAUAAUUCGCUGUGCUGGCGCCGCUUCCGACCUCUCCGGUGCUGGUCAUCUUUGGAGAGAUCUGAGCGCCACGCCUCUCUUGAAAUGGCGGCAUAGCGAGCUUUAUAACGAAUUCAUGAAGGCACGAUUCCUAACUAAGCCCCUAUACACGAGCUAUAGGAAAACUAUGAGGAUGGUCACGCCGCGAAACUUGCAUCGAUCUCGUCUGCUGCUGAGCUCACGUACUAUUCAAUAUUUAGACGUCUUGCAGAACCGCCUAAGAAUGAGAAGACUCCGAUUCGACCUAGACAAAGAUUCAGAUGUUGUAAGUGAGCUGAUGAGAAAGAUCCGACUACCCGGCCCAGCAACUAGGCUCUUUUGGACUAUCAUAGGGUAUCAUAGCUUUCGUAUAGAUGAGUCUCUCCUGUGUACUAUCAUGAUCGCUCUUGGUCGAGCCGGUUCCUUACGACAAAUCGGUACUUUAAUCCUAGAAACCUAUUUUAAUAUCAGAAACCCGCAUCCGUUCCCUGCAACCCACGAGAGCCAGAUACGGAAUUAUUAUCUUAGCUCGGAUCCUCCUCGCAUUCGACCUACAGUCCGUCUCAUGCGAGCCGUUGUGGAGACGUAUGGCUCAAACUGUGAGAUUAGUGUUGCUAUCCAGCUAGUUGAACACCUAGCAAACGCCUACAACAUCCCUAUUCCUCAUGAUGUCUGGCACGAUUUACUGGAGUGGACCCACAUCAUGAGCACACCGCCGGCUUCUACAUCUUGGAGAAUGACCCCCCUGCGACAUAAGGUUCCAGGUCCUCAGGCUGUGGAAAUGAUCUGGAAUGUCAUGACCUCUCCCCCCUAUAACCAUGCCCCCACCUUUGCGGACUAUGACAUACUUAUCCGGAGUCUGAUCGGCCGGCGCGUUGCCCUAGAACUGGUUCUAGCGCACAUGAGGGACGCCAUUCCGCUAUACGAUGAGCAAUGUCGGGAAUAUGAGGCAGCCGUACUCGAACAUACGCUAUAUCUACGCAUCGGAACUCUACCAAGCACAACAAUCGAUCGGUUUGAGCGAGCGCGAUACAAGAAGCAGAUGAUGUGGUUUAAAAUUAGCACCUGGUGUCGCAUGUUACUUAAACGGCUCCCAACUUCCUCGAGGAGUCCUAUUCCUAAUCCGCUUGCUCCUCGUUUCAUUGAAGAAUUUGAACAUUUUCUCUAUAAUAAUAUCAAAUAUCGAACGCCGACGGGCCACGUCACGCUGUUUGAUCCUUCUUUAGAGACCUUCCGGCUCAUAGUGACUGGCCAAAUCAAACAGACAAUGCCGAUGAAAAACAGGCAAGGGAAAUGGAUCCGCAAGAAAAUCCUUACAGACCAGUUAGAAAUCGUGUCAAGCCAUUCACUCGCCAACUUCGAGGCACCAAAGCUUCGUAACCCCUUAGAGGUCAUCGCCCCGCACAAAAGUUCGUUUGUCCCUCCCAUCUUACCUCCCGAUUCACCGAGCCUUCAGUAGACGAAUUCGUUGAAUCACCGACGUCGAGAACGGGUCCAAGAAACAAACCAUAUGAAAAGUUGCAAUUUGCCGGGCUACAAGGCUACCUUGUUACAGCUGAGUCGUCUGUAAUCUCUUGGUUCUGGUAUCGAUGAAUAAUGCAGUGAAAAUCCGAUUAGUAGUACGAAUAAUAGAAUUGAGAGCAUCGUUGAACGCGCAUUGCGCCCAUUAGUACUCUAGUGGGGUAUGAUGCUCGAGCGUCAUAUCAACCUUUUAAGCCUCUGUUGCUUAGUAUAGAUGAGCUGGUCCUCCUGCCGGAUGGUUUAUAUUCUAUGCAUAAUGAGAUCACGAUAUGUAGGAUAUUAAUUACCGGAUAUUUCAAGUCUGAUAAACGAUCUAUCAGCUAUGUUAUGAAAUUAAAACCUACUCGUUUUUUUUUAUAUACGACAUGUGGGUGGUAUCGCGGCGUUUAGCUAUUACUUAUGCACUUUACAUGACUACGGGCAGAGGUGUCCGCGAGCAUGAG